AUGCCUAAACAAUUUGCUUUGCUUGAACAAAAACUACAGGUCGAUGCUAUUGUUAAUUCAGUCCAUUUCAAGCAACAUCAUGAAGGAAAUAUUGCAAGUAGCCUGUCUAAAUCAGGCGGAAAAGCAUACCAAACGGAAUGUAAAAGUGCUUUUAAGAAAAUGACUAAUGAUGAUAUUGCAAUCACUGACGGCAAAUACUUUGGUUGUAAGAAAGUUUAUCAUAUUCCAUUCUUAAGUUCUGACCGGUCAUUACAAUCGCUGAAAGCUAAACUACUAGAAUGUCUACGUCUUGCUAGCAAAGCUCAAAUGAAUUCAAUAGCUAUACCUGUGAUAGGAAUUGAUGAAAAUCAUUUACAUUAUAAUCAAAUAGCAAGAGAAACAUUCCGUGUCAUUAUAAACUUUGCUCAAGAAAAUCAAAGUUCGCAAAAACUAAUCCUAAUACAAAUUGUUAUCGACAAUAACGCAAGAUGUCAUCAGGCUUUCCAGAAGGUUUUGAAAGCAGUCAACGAGCAACAAUUAAGCCUAGACGAAAAUACUGAAAUUUCACUUAUAACACAAAAUUUUAACCAGACAACAAAAGAACAGAGUCCGCUAUCGAAUGCUGUCUUUAUAGCAGAGUGUGAUAACUAUCAAGAAUCAUGUAAAGUAUGCGUGGAAUAUGGUACAACCCUGCACACCGAAAGUCAAGUUUUAAUCGACAUUACAAAUUUGUGUAGUCAACACUUGAUAUCGAGUAAAUUAACGGAAAAUUUUCGAUUUCCGACAUCUGACCAUACUUCAGAAACGAUACAAUUCGAUCCUAGUUGUACAGAAACACCGCAAUUAUGUCAAGUUUGCCCCUACGGAUUAAUAGCCGGUUUUGGUGUUUUAUUAACUUGCCUUAAUGCAAGUGGUAGAAAAUCAAUCUUAUGUCCCUUAUUAAAUGUCGAUUUUAGUAGGGAAGAUAUACACAAAUUGAUAUUGAAGUAUGAAUUAUUCUUAAAUCAGCAUAAAUCACAUAAAAGUAAAAUUAAUUGUAUUCGUUUCUUAAUGGGUCAAAAGCAGCGUGCUUUAGAAACUGCUACUUGGAUUCGGCAGUAUAUCAGACAAAAUCCAAAAUUGCAAUGGAAAAUCACUCACGACAUUCAUGAAGAUGUUGAUGGUAUUAAGAUUUUGAUUGCUGCAUACGAUCAAGAGACGAUCUUUAAAAUUCAAUCGAAGAUAGAAGAAUGUGUUCCAUCGUGGACUACUCAAAUUCUUCCGGUUGAUAAUUACAUAUGUAAUAUGGAAAAUGAUCACUGGCAUCGUUAUGCACUUGAACUAUGGUGCAAAUACAACACCUUCAUUAGUAGAAAACCUAAACAAGAUUCUAGUAGGAAUUUACUACUUUACGGCUUCAACAACGAUAUAACCAACGCAAUAUCAGAAAUUCGUCAACUCACAAAGUUAAAAUUAGAGCAAUUUGCUAUAAAAGAAGAGCAAGAAUUGAAUGUCAAUUCUGUCGCAUGGGUACUUAAAGUUGGCAAUAUAAGCUAUCCUUUCGAUCAAAAAUUAAACUACCAAAUAGAAAAAAACUACAAGAAUUUUGAAAAAACUAAAAAUUGCCAACGUAUUAAUAACUUUAGCUUUUAUAUCAGAGCCAUAGAUUACAAAAAUAUGAAGAUAGAAACAAGAUAUGAUUGGCAAUAUAGUAUAGACAGAAUUAUUUACCAAGGAUUGAAUUAUGUAGGGCGAUACCUUAAGUGUGUUUCUGUGGAAGAUAUCGAUGUGCCGGAUUAUUGGCAAUAUGACUCUAUUGACGAAGUCAAAUAUGGACCUCCUCGGAUUAUGGAUGUGGUAAAUGAGAAAGAGCGAAAAGAAUUAUUUGAUCUCAUAGGAUCACGAGGCAUUAAAGUUACUAAAUUUCAGCGAGUGCAAAAUUGGAAUUUAUAUUAUCAUUUUCAACAGAGAAAAAAAGAAAUAGAAGCUUCAGUGAUUAAAUAUAAGGCUUCAGUGCCCGUUGAAAGGCGUUUAUUUCAUGGAACCAAGAGUCAAAAUGUUGAAAAUAUUUGUAGAGCAGGAUUUGAUAUUAAUAACUGUGGUAAUGCACUAGGUUUUUUGUAUGGUAAAGGAGUCUACUUCGCAAAUCAGCCGAAAAAGGCCUUACGUUACGGCAAUAAGUUAUUACUUGUUCGCGUCUUAACUGGAAUUUAUGCCCAAUCUAACUGCAGAGAUAAACCUAACUUGCAAACAAUUCCCGGUAGUCCAGCAAAACGCGUUCAUUCUUCUGUUGAUCAGUUUCGUAAUCCAACGAUUUUUGUUAUCUCUAAUGAUAAUGCAGCUUAUCCAGAAUACAUUUUGCAUGGGUACUAUUAA
Trichoplax adhaerens is the source of this 2334-nucleotide messenger RNA. RefSeq lists its product as uncharacterized. The transcript has 6 exons. Gene Ontology annotation, cellular component: nucleus; cytoplasm. The coding region runs from base 1 to 2334 and encodes 777 amino acids. Gene Ontology annotation, biological process: negative regulation of gene expression. Gene Ontology annotation, molecular function: transcription corepressor activity; NAD+ poly-ADP-ribosyltransferase activity. The record is from RefSeq and is a predicted model, not a curated record. NCBI's taxonomy places the organism in Eukaryota, Metazoa, Placozoa, Uniplacotomia, Trichoplacea, Trichoplacidae.